AUGUAUGCCGCAAUCGCAGGCUCGGCCUUCGAGCUUCUGAAGAGGCAAUCUGAGGAAGAAGAUCCUGAUGCACCCGAUUCAUCGCAGAAGGAAAUAUUCUCAUCAUGGGCUCUCUUCAUCUUAAUUAUGUUACUCAUCGUAGCUCUCUUUACAAGUUAUUUGCUUCAGAUUAAGAAAGUUGAAGCUGUUCAUGAAACCUCCAUUUCUAUCUUUGCUGGUAUGACCAUUGGUUUGAUCCUUCGAGUCAGCGCCGGAAAUUCAAUACAAAGUCUUGUGAGCUUCGAUGAUCAGAUAUUCUUCAAUCUACUUCUGCCACCGAUUAUUCUAGCGUCCGGAUACGAAUUACAUCAAGCGAAUUUCUUCCGAAAUAUUGGGACAAUUCUUACGUUUGCGUUUGCCGGGACUUUCAUAUCGGCAAUUGUGCUAGGAUUGGUAUUAUGGUUGUAUACAAGAAUUCCCCUUGAUGGAGUUAGUAUGACCUUCGUCGAUGCCAUAUCUGUUGGAGCAACACUUUCUGCCACCGAUCCUGUUACCAUUUUGGCCAUUUUCAACACCUACAAGGUCGACCCAAAACUUUAUACAGUCAUCUUCGGAGAAUCAAUCCUCAAUGACGCCAUCGCAAUUGUAUUAUUCGAAACAGCACAAAAGUAUAAAGAGGGUGGGAAUGCAGGAACCCUGGGCCUCCUAAGUUUAUUCGAAGGUAUCGGCAUUUUCUUGGCGGUGUUCUUCGGAAGCUUGAUUAUUGGAAUCAUUAUUGGAAUCGCUACAGCUUUGGGUUUAAAGUAUACAUAUGUCAGGAGAUUCCCAAAGAUUGAAAGCUGUUUGAUUGUAUUGAUCGCUUAUGCCAGCUAUUUUUUCUCAAAUGGCCUCCAUAUGUCUGUUACCGUCAUUGGAAUCUGCGUCGCUCGAUAUGCGGCUGUUUUUCCUCUGUCGAGACUCAUUAAUUGGUUCCUUAGAUAUCGCGCAAAGAAAAGAGGACAAGAGGUCGCAGAUGAAUUACCUUACAAUUAUCAAGUAAUGUUAUUCUGGGCCGGAUUACGUGGAGCUGUUGGUGUCGCGUUGGCAGCUGGAAUGACAGGCGAGAAUUCAUGGGCUCUGAAAGCAACCGUCCUUGUGGUUGUAGUGCUCACUGUUAUUAUUUUCGGUGGUACCACAGCACGUAUGUUGGAAAUCCUUGGAAUUCGUACUGGAGUAGUCGAGGAAAUUGAUAGUGAUGACGAAUUCGAUAUUGAAGCUAUUUCGGGAGGAAACUAUUACAAGCAUUCUGGAUCCGGAAUUGGCAAUGAUCCAAGGCGAAGUAACGGUUCAAUGCAACUCGAUGGUCUUGCUAGACCAGGAAAUCGUAGAGGAGCGGAACGUGGAAGUUAUGCAAGUGGUAACGCUAGCCCAGAUGUUAGAUCGGCAAGCAUGAGUCGAAAGGGUUCCAAUGGAAGAAAAGAAAACGAAAGUGAACAGGAUCUUCUUGGUAGAACUGGUAGUACAAGUGAUGAAGAAUUUGAUAGCGAUUCAUCUGAUCUUCCACCACCAGCCAAUCGACCACCGAAAAGAAGACCAUCACCACCUCAAGAUAGUAGUGACAUGGGAACACCUUACCCAACUUCAGGCAGUACGAAUCGUCCUGAAGCACCACAUAUUACAGCUUCAGGUGCAAUCAGUCAAUUGUUACAUGGAACAGCCGAGGAUCAUGCAGCAUGGUUCAAACAAUUAGAUGAAGGAUUCAUCAAACCAAAGUUACUUCUUGAUGGAGGUAAGGGUCCAUAUGGUGGACCAAGCGGGAGUUAA
Sclerotinia sclerotiorum 1980 UF-70 is the source of this 1782-nucleotide messenger RNA. RefSeq lists its product as hypothetical. The transcript is spliced from 5 exons. Lineage: Eukaryota; Fungi; Ascomycota; Leotiomycetes; Helotiales; Sclerotiniaceae. Gene Ontology annotation, biological process: sodium ion transport; vacuolar acidification; proton transmembrane transport. The record is from RefSeq and is a predicted model, not a curated record. Gene Ontology annotation, cellular component: late endosome; early endosome; fungal-type vacuole membrane. Bases 1 to 1782 code for a protein of 593 amino acids. Gene Ontology annotation, molecular function: sodium:proton antiporter activity.